This is a messenger RNA of Geosmithia morbida, 117 nucleotides long. RefSeq lists its product as uncharacterized. NCBI's taxonomy places the organism in Eukaryota, Fungi, Ascomycota, Sordariomycetes, Hypocreales, Bionectriaceae. The coding region runs from base 1 to 117 and encodes 38 amino acids. The transcript is spliced from 2 exons. The record is from RefSeq and is a predicted model, not a curated record.
AUGCUCGUGGUCUCCAACUCUUGUUCUUGGCACCUCCAGGCACAACGAUCGACGUCCCCUCGAGCGCAAUCACAGUCCUACUCGAUGAACCAAGGAGGCAAGCCAUCGCCCGAAUAA